UAUAUUCAAAAAUAAAACAAACCGUUUCUCGAUACCUCUAUUCGGACUAUGCAGAAUGCAGUAACGAUACUUACACCUCACAUCUCUCACUUCCUCUGAUACAUUCUACUAUUCUUCAUCCGCAAUCUUAUUCUGCCAGACAAUUUUCUUCUUCUCCUUCUUCAUCUAAACCGUGCUCAAAAGUCGAAGGCCUCAGUAUUGAAUCGUGCCGCGUGGUGGUUGGUGCUCCGUAAACUCAGUACCGUUUCUAGCGCGAAUUGUGUGCGAAAAUAGUGUUUAUCAGCGGAAUAUAGUGCUUGUUUAUUCAGUGUAACUGAAUCACCAUAAUCAAUAUUGAUAGAUUGAAGGAUGAAUUCAGUAGAUACAUUUAUGAAAAAAGCUCUUUAACUACUGUAGUAUUACUGUUUAUCAAUGAAUUAAAUUUAUUCUGUAUUGGUUUUCUACAACAAAACACGUGACCUUUUGUUGAAACUGCCACAAGUUGAAAUUUGUUGAACUCUUCAUUGACAUUUAGCAGAUGUAUUGUUGUUGGCGUUGACCAUUAAGCCUACAUUCAUGACUUCUACAAAUAACUUGAAAAUGUUGAAAUGGUCUCAAUUAGACAUUCUCCAGAGGACGGGAGAUAAGAAAACAUCAAUUUUGAAUGGAUCCGAUCCUCGAGUGGCGACAUGCAGAGGAAAACUACAGAACAAACGAUCCAAGCUAAACCAGGAAAUCAAUAAGGAAUUAAGGCUGCGGGCUGGUGCUGAGAAUCUAUUCAAGGCAACAACAAACAGAAAACUGAAAGAAACUGUAGCACUUGAGCUGAGCUUUGUCAAUUCCAACCUCCAACUAUUGAAGGAACAGUUAGCCGAGUUGAAUAGUUCUGUUGAACUAUACCAGGGAGACUGCCUCGAACCUGUUAUGCCUAUGAUACCAUUUGGUCUCAAAGAAACAAAAGAGAUUGACUUCAGAGAGCCAUUCAAAGAUUUCAUACUGGAGCAUUACAGUGAAGAUGGAUCACUCUAUGAGGAUGCCAUUAUGGAGUUCAUGGAUCUUAGACAGGCUAUGAGGACUCCAAACAGAGAUGGAACAGGAAUUGCAUUACUAUUCCAGUAUUACAAUCAAUUAUAUUUCGUCGAACGAAGAUUUUUCCCACCAGAUAGAAGUCUUGGAAUAUAUUUUGAAUGGUACGAUUCUCUGACUGGUGUUCCAAGCUGCCAGAGGACGGUGGCAUUUGAAAAAGCCUGUGUUCUCUUCAAUAUGGCGGCUCUUUACACUCAGCUUGGAGCGAAACAAGAUCGUUUGACUGCAAAAGGACUGGACCAAGCUGUUGAUAGUUUCCUAAGAGCUGCAGGAACAUUCACGUAUGUUCAUGAGAACUUUACAAAUGCACCCAGCAUGGAUCUGGCUCCACAUAUGUUGGAAAUGCUAAUACAACUCAUGCUGGCCCAGGCGAGAGAAUGUUUGUUUGAAAAAUUAGAACUGCAGUCUACAGAGAAGAGGGAUAUUGACGUUUGCCUGGAUCUUGCUCAAGAAGCAGCUCAAGUGGCUGAGACUUACUGCACCGUUCACACAUUGAUCACAGUUUCGGCCGUCCGUGACUAUGUUCCCUACUCAUGGGUGUCGCUGAUCCAGAUUAAGCGAGAACAUUAUGGAGCUCUGGCGCAUUACCAUACGGCAGUAGGACUUCUCGGCCGAGACCUCGAUGAGAUGUCUGAGAGAACAAAGGAAGUGCUCCAGUGUCUGCACGUUGAGUCUGACGAGAGGACCCAGUUGGAAAUCGGGGAGCCCCGGGACAAUCAGGAGAGAAGAAUUCUUGGACGAGCACAUCUGAGGGCAGCCCUUCUAUUACACGAAGAGAGUCAUCGUCUACUGAGAAUGUGCAGAGAGCUGCGAAACAAGCAUGCCUUGCUUCAAGUUUUGAAGAAAGCUAAGGAAAAUACAAUGGCUUCUUAUUCUGACACAGAUCCUGAAGAUGAGUUCAAUGAUCUAUUGGAUCCUCCUCAUAUUCAUGCAUCGACUAACUUCCAACUGAGUUUGACUCCACCAGAUUUUGCCCAGAUGAGGGUGGAUGACCUAUUCCACACACUUGGACCUGUGGCUAUAUUCUCAGCCAAGCACCAUUGGACUGCUCCAAGGAGUGUGCAACUGCAGAGGGGAGAGGGCGACACCGGCUUUGGAUUCAGUGUGCGGGGAGACUCACCUGUCAUCGUGGCUGGUGUUGAUUCUGGUUCACUUGCACAUUAUGGCGGUAUGAAAGAAGGGGAUUUCAUAGUGGCUAUUGGUGAUAAUGAUGUGAAGUGGUCACCACAUGAAGAUGUUGUCAAACUCAUCAAAGAAGCUGGAGAUUCCCUAAGUAUGCGUCUAGUUACUCCAAUGGACAGAAACUACCUCAAGGUACCGCCAAUGAGCAGCACAAAAACUACAAGUAGUCAGCCCACACCUACAGGGUCCAGUGGAACACACAAAAAACUGACGUGGAAUCCAUUCAGAAAACGCGGAGAACGCGAAACUAGCUUCCGCGAUUUAAUUUUGAGAUGAAUAAAUACUGGCAACAAAGCCAAGAAUGUAUAUAGAUCAUGUAAAGCUCAUCUACCAUUGUCAUAUAUAGCUAAUAACUGAUAGAAUAAGAAGUAACUGAAUAAAUGCUGUAAGAAAGUUGGA
Nilaparvata lugens (brown planthopper) is the source of this 2646-nucleotide messenger RNA. RefSeq names its product rhophilin-2 (gene Rhp). The record is from RefSeq and is a predicted model, not a curated record. NCBI's taxonomy places the organism in Eukaryota, Metazoa, Arthropoda, Insecta, Hemiptera, Delphacidae. Gene Ontology annotation, molecular function: protein binding. Gene Ontology annotation, biological process: negative regulation of stress fiber assembly; signal transduction. Bases 556 to 2523 code for a protein of 655 amino acids. The transcript has 14 exons.